AUGCCGUCUUUCUACGUCACUCUCGGACUCCUGUCCCUCGCGGGCUCCGCUCUUGGACACACCCGUCAGAACGGCCGCCACGGCUGGAGGAAGGGCAAGUCCACUGGCACUGGCACCGGCGCGCCCUUCCCUACUGGAAACUCGACUGGCAUCUGGGGCACUGGCACUGGCACUGGCUAUUACCCCACUGCCACUGGCACCGCACCCUCCUUCUAUGAGUCCGCUUUGUCGUCUGUGGUUUUGGACGCUGGGGCGGAGUCGACCACCACCUCGACCUGCACUACUUCCAACACCGUCUACGUGACCACGACAAACACCCUGACCGUCACCGUUGAACCCGAGGAGACUGCCAGCAGCGUCGACGUCCAGGCCAGGCAAGAGACCAGGACCCGCCGCACCCGCACUCGCACCCGGUACGGCGCUCCGGUCCCCACCACCUCUGCUGCCUCCUCGGCCGUCGAGUCUGCCGCCACUAGCUCGGCCGUCGUAACCUCCACUCUCGAAACCGUCGUUGCCAGCAGCGCCGCCCCCUCCAGCGACAGCUCCUCCACCACCAGCUCUGUCUCGACCCCCACCGUCCGUGCCAUCGGCGCCGGCAAGCGCGGUCUCGCCUACAACAACGCCGCCCUCUGCGCGCCCUUCGCCUCCUCCAGCCUUAUCACCUGGGGCUACAACUGGGCCCAAACCUCCUCCGGCCUGGACGGCAAGUACAACUUCGUCCCCAUGCUCUGGGGCACAAACUCCAUGUUCACCAACGGCUGGGCCGCGGCCGCAUCGUCCUUUAUCGCGAACGGCGGGAGCCACCUCCUCGCCUUCAACGAGCCGGACCACGCGCAGCAGGCCAACAUGGCGCCCGCCGUUGCCGCGGCCGCCUACAAGGCGCACAUGCAGCCGUUCGCCGGCAAGGCCAAGCUCGGCUCUCCGGCCGUGACCAACGGCGGCGGCGACAUGGGCCUCACGUGGCUGUCGAACUUCAUGUCCGCGUGCAGCGGGUGCACCAUCGACUUUGUGGCUGUGCAUUGGUAUGACAGCGUCAACAAUGUCGAGUACUUCAAGAACCACAUCACCUCUGCGCACACCAAGACUGGCAAGCCGGUGUGGUUGACUGAGUUUGGUACUAUUGAUGGGAGCGACGCCCAGAAGGCGGAUUUCUUGAGGAAGGUCCUGCCGUGGUUGGAUGCCCAGGACUGGAUCGAGAGGUAUGCGUACUUCAUGGUUAGUGAUGGUAUGAUGGUCAAUGGCGGGUCGAUGUCGGCGCAGGGAAGCGCUUAUGCUGCUUAG
This is a messenger RNA of Coniosporium apollinis CBS 100218, 1281 nucleotides long. RefSeq lists its product as uncharacterized. The transcript has a single exon. The record is from RefSeq and is a predicted model, not a curated record. Gene Ontology annotation, biological process: fungal-type cell wall polysaccharide metabolic process. Lineage: Eukaryota; Fungi; Ascomycota; Dothideomycetes. The coding region runs from base 1 to 1281 and encodes 426 amino acids. Gene Ontology annotation, cellular component: fungal-type cell wall.